This is a messenger RNA of Lodderomyces margitis, 867 nucleotides long. RefSeq names its product ubiquinol--cytochrome-c reductase catalytic subunit (gene CYT1). The coding region runs from base 1 to 867 and encodes 288 amino acids. Gene Ontology annotation, biological process: mitochondrial electron transport, ubiquinol to cytochrome c. The record is from RefSeq and is a predicted model, not a curated record. The transcript has a single exon. Gene Ontology annotation, molecular function: heme binding; electron transfer activity. Lineage: Eukaryota; Fungi; Ascomycota; Pichiomycetes; Serinales; Debaryomycetaceae.
AUGUUUAGAACUGCGUUCAGAUCAGUAAACCAACCAUUGGUUCAGAAGUUCAUUGCCGGAGGUGUCGGUGCCACCGGUUUAACUGCAUCAUAUUUAUUAUAUCAAGAUUCGAUGACUGCCAAUGCAAUGACUGCUGCGGAACACGGAUUGCACCCUCCAGCUUACGACUGGCCUCAUAACGGUAUGUUUGAGACAUUUGACCAUGCAUCUAUCAGAAGAGGUUUUCAAGUCUACAGAGAGGUUUGUGCAGCAUGCCACUCUUUGGAAAGAAUUGCCUGGAGAAAUUUAGUUGGAAGCUCACACACAACUUCCGAAGCUAAAGCUAUGGCCGAAGAGAACGAAUACGAUGACGAACCAGAUGACGAAGGUAAGCCAAGAAAGAGACCAGGUAAAUUGGCUGAUUAUAUCCCAGGACCUUAUGAAAACGAGCAAGCCGCUAGAGCUGCAAACCAAGGUGCGUUACCUCCUGAUUUGUCAUUGAUUGUCAAAGCCAGACACGGUGGAUGUGAUUACAUAUUCUCAUUGUUGACUGGUUACCCAGAAGAACCACCAGCAGGUGUUGUAUUACCAGAAGGAUCGAACUAUAAUCCAUACUUCCCAGGUGGUGCAAUUGCGAUGGGUAGAGUCUUGUUUGAUGAUUUGGUUGAAUAUGAAGAUGGUACACCAGCAUCUGCCUCACAAAUGGCCAAGGAUGUCUCAACAUUCUUGAACUGGGCAUCAGAACCAGAACAUGAUGAUAGAAAGAAAUGGGGUUUGAAGGCCAUCAUAGUUCUUUCCUCCUUGUAUUUAAUUUCCAUCUGGGUCAGAAGAUUCAAAUGGACCCCAAUCAAGAACAGGAAAUUCAGAUUUGACCCUCCAAAGAAGUAA